CGCCCGAUUAUAAUUCUAUGGCUGCUGUUACUUUAGAUGGACUACAGUCGAUGUUGUGCUCGUACAGUAGACCUCAUCAGGAAAAGGUUCUCCGCCAAUACGCCAAUCCUUCUUGGCAUUCGGGGCCGUGGCCGCGGCGGAACGCCUUUCGACUGCUUCUUUUCUUUUUCGAACCCUCUCCAUGUGUCGCCCUGCCGCACUUCUCGACUUGGCGAGUGUGUUUGCGUGGGGAUCAAUGUAUUGAUGAUGGUAAUUCAAGGCUUGAUGGUGUCGGUCGUAUUUCCCUUUUGCCCUCACGUUGGCCGCGGGCUAGCCAAUAGAUGGCGGUGUUCAUGCUUGCAUCUCACGCGGUAUCACACUGUUUCGGAUGGUCGCAGAAGGUAUGCACAUUCGACACGCACAGAAAGGAUUGCCAUGUGCCAAACGAGAUGUGGGAUGUGGCGUUCUUUUCUUCUUAUCAGAUUUUCAAUCGAGUGAAACAUCAAGGUGGUGCCCGUCGACAUGUCAUAUAACGUGCAAGAGAACCUUUGAUCAAUCACUCCUUCGUUCUUGCUACUACGAAGCUCUCUUCGUGGUCUCACGCGGCAGUUUAAACUUCGGUUCGGCCGUUGACUUUUAACUUACCACGCACGCGC
This is a messenger RNA of Dissoconium aciculare CBS 342.82, 635 nucleotides long. RefSeq lists its product as uncharacterized. NCBI's taxonomy places the organism in Eukaryota, Fungi, Ascomycota, Dothideomycetes, Mycosphaerellales, Dissoconiaceae. The coding region runs from base 37 to 477 and encodes 146 amino acids. The transcript has a single exon. The record is from RefSeq and is a predicted model, not a curated record.